AACAUAUAGAGUUAUGGAUACCAUCACUAGCAUCUGCCAACAACAACACUGGGAAUCACCUGAGCUUCAUGCCCUCCUAAAUGAUCUUACCCAUAACGACUUCAACACUGUCUUUAGAUCCGUCCCUGCUUUAAGUGCCAGGCUCAAGGAAGACAUCAUGGGGCGUUGCUUCAUAGCCAGAGUAGCAGGUUCCUUUUAUGGAAGACUUUUUCCAAGCAAAACCAUUCACUUUGUUCAUUCUUCUUACAGUCUUCAUUGGCUCUCAAAGGUCCCAGAAGGAGUUGAGUAUAACAAGGGGAACAUAUAUAUAGCAAAGUCAAGUCUACCUAAUGUAUCUAAAGCUUAGGCGGAGCAGUUUCGAGUCGAUUUUUCAAAUUUUUUACGCUUUUGUUCCGAAGAAAUGGUAGAUGAAGGACGAAUGUUGCUGACAU
This is a messenger RNA of Hibiscus syriacus, 431 nucleotides long. Its product is annotated as salicylate/benzoate carboxyl methyltransferase-like. Gene Ontology annotation, molecular function: S-adenosylmethionine-dependent methyltransferase activity. The record is from RefSeq and is a predicted model, not a curated record. The transcript is spliced from 2 exons. The coding region runs from base 14 to 346 and encodes 110 amino acids. Lineage: Eukaryota; Viridiplantae; Streptophyta; Magnoliopsida; Malvales; Malvaceae. Gene Ontology annotation, biological process: methylation.